UUUUUUUUAGUCAGAAUUUAAUACCGUUUUGGUAUUUCAUAAGAUUUGAGGUGAAGUUUGUAAGUUUAUGUGUCAGAAUUCUAAACGAUCUUGGUUUUUCGGUGACUGAAAUUACAGUUGUGGAUUGAGAAGACACCAGCAAUAAUGUCCAAACACAUUACACCAUGGAGGUGAAACGUGAGACACCGGGCAGUCUGUCGCCCGUGUGGAAGAGAGAAGGAGAAGGAACGAACCAUGCUCCAGGAGGUAGCGGCAGAUUAGAUAAGGAACACAAACUGCCACAAGAGAAGUCACCGAGCGAUGAUGGAACUGGAAAGAAAGACAGACGCCUGUCACGUGCCAGCGACUCAUCAAAGGACACUUUUGAUAGACAAGACUCGAGAGCUUCGAUAAGUCCCAAAGUCUCACGGAAAUACUUUACCAACUGGAAGCAAGCAUGUGACAAAACGAAGGAUAAGACCAAAGAGCUCCUGAAGCGCUGGAGAACCCUGCCUGAAGGUGAAUCAGCGAGUGGUCAUCCGGAGGAUAUCUGUCACGGUAGGGAUGAGGAUGCAAAACACCAUGGAUGGAGCGAACACGUAUGGACCACGUGGGUAAACCGAUGUUCCGAAGACUUAGAGUGCCUUGAUUUAGAUGAAGAGCAGCCGUUAGCCCAGCUGAGCUCAGUACAGACUGAGAAGAUGACGCUCUUCUUUACAGAGCUUCUUGAUCACGACCGGGAUGACGUCAUUAGUGAUCAGGAUUUUGAUAAUUUUUUUGAGAAGCUGGCUCAUUUUGCCGACUGGUCUCAAAACACAUCCGAAUUUCAUAUACUAAUGGAGGUGAAGAGGGAUUUUGUAGAACAAUUUAUUAAUCCAUUGCCAUCCAAGUGGUCUGAAAUCCCGUACUACCGCCGUGUGUGCGGACCAGAUGCUGGUGAAGUCCCGGGCAGAACUACCCUGGAAGGAUGGCUUGCGAGAUGGGCGCUACUUCUGGCCGACCUCAACAGAUUCUCGGAUCUGCCGCUCUAUUUGCAGUAUUUUUGCAAAAUUCUCUUCCAUGUGGUUGACAGAUGCAACGCGGGUGAUAUUACGAAGGAAGCAUUGGCAGCUUUUUAUCGUUCCGUCAUCGGGAUCGCUGCAAGCAGAGUUGAAGAGAUUAUCGAUACGGCAUUCAAUAGAAUGACGGGAAAUGGCUACCUCAUCUUGGACUACGGGGCUUACGUACAUUGUUACAUCAACUGGCUCAUGGGCAAGAACCCCAACGGACCAGGGCAGUGGGUUCUGGUCCCACCCAAGUGCCCUCUACCGCAGCCCCCAUAUCCUAUCGACUACAGCGCGCUCAACACUGAACCAGCCAAGCUUGAAACUUAUGCGCCCGAUAAGAAAACCAAUAGGCAUUCAGUCAUUGUAUAAACUAAAAUAAAAAAAAAUGUUUAGUAUUUUAUUUGAUUAACGCAAUUGUUACACAUUUAAAUACAACGCUUGCAUUAGAUUUUACGAAAAAUUUAAUUUUUUGUUUAUUUUAGCUAACCCGACGUUUCGAGAUCCUUUUUAGAAGUUUUCGCUUCUAUAGUCAAGACUACAGCGCCAUCUUUGAUAUAAAACAAGAACCAUACAAAAAACUAAUCUAAAUAUUAAAAAUUAUAUGGAAACUUAUGUCGGGGCUCCCUAAAUGAUAUGUUUUAACGAUUUUUGGCAAUUUUUGUGUUCAAUAUAUAUCUAGUAAUUUUUAUUUCUAAGGUUAUGUAAAUUAUGGUCACAGCAAAACUGCAGUGACCAUGAUUCAUGUAACCAGCCAGAAAUUCUCGACAGUUUGACAUUCGACACUAAUGAUAGAUUAGUUUGUUAACUUGACGUCUAAUUCCUUUUCACUUAGAUCGUUUAUGCAUCUAGAUAGACUGUAACAGUUAACCGAAAGUAUCAUUUAAAUCUCGAGUGUUAGACGUAGCUUAUCACGCACACUAUAGUUAUUUAUGCAACUGUUGUAUAAUAAGGGUUAUUAAAACACGAAUGUGGAUUUAUCUCACGAGGCGAAGCCGAGUGUGAUAAUAGUAUCACAUGAGUGUUUUAAUAUCUAAUUAUCAACAGUUGCAUACAAGACUUUAUCUACACCCAUAAUAUGAAUCCUCUAAAAGAUUCUGAAACAGUUAGCUUACUGCUAACAUUAAAACAGCCAGUCCUAGUAGUAACCUAAUAUCAUCUAGGUAUUACUGAUUAUAUACAAAUAAACUAAGUAUUAAUGAAAUAAUUAUUUAUUUUAGUAGUAAUUUACAUUUUGUAUAGUGAAAUAAUUAAAAUUCACUUGAAUAUUAUGUUCUUUUGGAAAUUAAUCGCUCAUUUUUUGUAAACAAAACAAUAACAAUAUCGAAGAAAAAUGGCGGGGAUUCGAAUAACCUACUUUUUUUACGGCGCGCGACGAUCUGGUGGUGUGGAACGCGCGUAAACAAAAAUGUUUUUUUUUUUGAAAUUCAUACAGAUGCCACGCAUCGAGCAAUAAAAAUGUGGCUGUCUGUUAAAACUCUUUGAGCAUGAAGGGAAUGAAAAAAAAAUAUGAGUGUUGUUAUGAAAUUCAGUACAACAUUACAACACUCUUUUGGAUGAUGUAAUGGUUAUUAGAACAUUUGGUGUUUUAAUGUUGGCAAUAAGCUAAUUGCUUCAGAUUCUUUAAUUGACGAAUUAAAGCAUAGGUGUAGAUAAAAGUAAUAAAUAAACCCAGCCUGUUUUUAUCGGUUGUCUAACAUCAAGAGACUUUAUCUAGAUGUAUAAAUUAUCUAAGUUUUUCGUAUUUUAGUUGCUAUUUCACGAUACUAACAGAACCCAGAUCUUUUCACUGUACUUCACUCGUGGUUUUGUAUAUAAAUAAAAAUUAAAAACUUACACUUACUUAUAAAAAUUCGUAGAAUGUUUAUUGAUAAAAUAUGAGUUACAAAUAAACUAAACCACAAAAAAAGUCGGUGAGUUCAUAGCAUAUUAUGUUAUGAAGAGCUUAUCUCAUCUUUCUUCAAAUUCAUACUAGUCUGACAGUCUGUUUCUUGAUUAAAAAGUGCUCUUUGACGAUUUAUAUUUAGUGGUAUAGGUAAACCUCGGUAUGUACAGUAUCGCGAGUGGAAUGCAGUCGGGGCCCCUGCUCUCCGCACGCCUCGCCUUAUAGUGUAGUGCUGUGCCGUAGUCGUUGCUUACCGUAUAAUCGCGUAAACACUAAAGUUGCGCUUCUAUAUUGUCUUUUGAUCCGAGCCCAUCAGGUUCCGGUCCGAAAAAAUCUAGUUUUUAUUCAUCACCAAGUACGAGAAAUGGAGUACACAGUUUAGACAUGUGUGUUAAAGAAAGGCAGAACAAAAAUUUUAAAUUUAAUUAUUUCAUUACCUUUUUUCAUCAUUUCUAUCUAGUGUUAAAUACUUAAGGCGUUGUUUAAAUUUAUCGACACACUCAUGAUUAUCGUCAUCAAUCAUAGUCAGGUCACAGCACUAUCGCAUUUCUGAACUCUGCAUUCAACUCGCACGUUAUCUGUUCAUAUUUCAACGCUUAGUGUGUUGCGAUAUAUUUUACUAAUUUAGUUUCACCGAUUUGAUGUAUGUGAUUGCGAAUUGCGAUGGAUGUUACCAUGUUUUGAAUACUCCUGCAGGUGACCCUAUCUGAUGCUGUAUUUAACAUUUGAAAAAAUAUCCAACUCUAAAUCUAAUAAAAAAAACCUUUUAUUGAAAAAGUUUUUUGACCAGGAAAUGAAAUCCGGUUUUGUGUAUAUAUGGGUACGUAUAAUAAAUUACUAUCGUAUCUACUAAUUGUUACUUAUAUUUAGUAAUUAGUGAAUCCGCUUAAAUGAAAAGAAACGCUUUACUUAAUGUAAAUUUUGCACACGACCAAUCUAUGUCAUUAGUUGUAACUAAAGUUAACUGUUAGUUAAUCUAUGUCAGUAGUUGUAACUAAAGUUUAACUGUAAAUAAUUAAUUUAGAGACACGGUAAGCAAGAACUGCCUUAAGAUAAGCCUCUUCACCUUCACAAGCCUUAUUUUGUACCUUAGCUAUUGUUAAUGUCUAAGUAGAAAAAUAUGAAAUAGUUGUUAGUUAAAAAAAGUAAUAAAUAUAUAAAAAGACACGGA
Leptidea sinapis is the source of this 4078-nucleotide messenger RNA. RefSeq lists its product as uncharacterized. Lineage: Eukaryota; Metazoa; Arthropoda; Insecta; Lepidoptera; Pieridae. Bases 165 to 1394 code for a protein of 409 amino acids. The record is from RefSeq and is a predicted model, not a curated record. The transcript is spliced from 8 exons.